CGUCAUUCCAUUUAAAUACCGGUCUCAAUUUCCCAAUAUUUCUCCUUCCGUCAGGAAUUGCAAUCCCUAGAUUUCUCUAUCCGGACCCAUCCAUGCGUCUACGUUGAGGACACUUCUUGAAUCGUCUUCUUCAGCACCAUCUGGAAUUGCGGAUUGGUCUUUUGCGAUUUUUGUGAUGGACGGGAACAAAGACGAUGCUUUGAAAUGUUUGAAAAUCGGAAAAGAAUCUUUGGAAGCUGGGAAUCGGACCCGUGCCUUGAAAUUUGUGAAUAAAGCUCGCCGUCUUGAUCCGACGCUCUCCGUUGACGAUCUCUUAUCGGAAAUUCAGAACGUUUCCGGUGAAGAUUUGGGUGUUAAUAGUGGAGAAUCUGGGAAUAGGUCGUCUGAUACCUCUUCAUCUAAGCCCUCGGAUAAGCCUUCGAUUCGCCGUAGGGUUCCGCCCUCGGGGUCUUCCGAAUCUUCAACAUCGGCCACUUACACGGAAGAGCAGAUUGAGGUUGUGAGGAAAAUUAAGAAGAAGAAGGAUUAUUACGAGAUUUUGGGAUUGGAGAAGAGUUGUAGUACUGAGGAUAUUCGAAAGGCAUAUAGAAAGCUGUCUUUAAAGGUCCAUCCAGAUAAGAACAAUGCUCCUGGCGCCGAAGAAGCGUUUAAGGCUGUAUCAAAGGCGUUUCAGUGUCUGAGUAACGAGGAGAGUCGGAAAAAGUAUGAUGUUGUUGGGUCUGAUGAGCCAGUUUACGAGAGACAGACUACAAGACGUGGUGCAAAUGGAUUUAAUGGGUUUUACGAAGCUGAUAUUGAUGCAGAUGAGAUAUUUAGAAACUUCUUCUUCGGUGGAAUGGCACCUACAACCACACAGUUUCGUACUUUCAAUUUUGGCCCUGGAAUGGGACAUAGAACAGCUGAUCAGGGAUCAGGUGGUGGCCUUCGGACUCUCAUUCAAUUGCUCCCUGUGCUGUUGAUAUUGCUUUUGAACUUCUUGCCAUCCUCAGAACCUAUCUAUGCUCUGUCCCGCUCCUAUCCCUAUGAAUUCCAGUUCACCACUCAGAAGGGUGUCAAUUAUUAUGUGAAAUCAACAAAAUUUGAGGAGAAGUAUCCACCUGAUAGCCCUGACCGCAUGUCACUUGAGCGGCACAUAGAGAGGGAGUACUUUAACAUUCUUGCUCAGAAUUGUCGUGUUGAGAUGCAACGUCGGCAGUGGGGAUUAAUAAGGGAAACUCCAUAUUGUGAUAUGUUACAGAAGUUUCAGUCAGCUGCUUCGUGAAUGAACGAAAGAUGGCUUCUAUUAAGCUGCAACUACUGCAAGGCGGGGUUGCUUUAUCUGCAAUUAACUCAACUAAUGUGAAAAAAGUGAGCCUCUUAUUUCAAAUGUUUUGCUUCUCUUCUGCAUCCGAAGUUACCAUCAAAUGUCCGUGUCUGGUAGCUAGCUUGCAGCAGAUUAGGUGGUUGAGUAAUAUUGGGACCCCAAAGCUUAGAUAGUCAUAAAAGUCACAGUAUCAAUUAAUACUAACGUGUGUUGUGGUGUUAUUACUUUUUUUUACUGUCUCAUGCUCUCUGUCAUUCAAUUUUCAGUAUAUUUGAGUGAUUCACAUCGAUUGUUUCAUGGAAAUUGUUGGAAUAAAACUGAAGAACUUCAUUGAGUAAUAAUUUAAGUGGUAAUUUUCAGA
Cucurbita moschata (crookneck pumpkin) is the source of this 1664-nucleotide messenger RNA. Its product is annotated as chaperone protein dnaJ 49-like. Bases 176 to 1261 code for a protein of 361 amino acids. The transcript is spliced from 3 exons. The record is from RefSeq and is a predicted model, not a curated record. NCBI's taxonomy places the organism in Eukaryota, Viridiplantae, Streptophyta, Magnoliopsida, Cucurbitales, Cucurbitaceae. Gene Ontology annotation, molecular function: Hsp70 protein binding. Gene Ontology annotation, cellular component: endoplasmic reticulum membrane. Gene Ontology annotation, biological process: cellular response to misfolded protein.